This is a messenger RNA of Ochotona curzoniae (black-lipped pika), 2526 nucleotides long. It is a transcript of the gene NINJ1, whose product is annotated as ninjurin 1. Gene Ontology annotation, cellular component: membrane. The transcript is spliced from 4 exons. The record is from RefSeq and is a predicted model, not a curated record. Gene Ontology annotation, biological process: tissue regeneration; cell adhesion. Bases 51 to 500 code for a protein of 149 amino acids. Lineage: Eukaryota; Metazoa; Chordata; Mammalia; Lagomorpha; Ochotonidae.
GCGGAGGCGCGGGCGCGCUCAGGCGGAGGAGGCGGCCUGGAGGCCACAGCAUGGACUCAGGCCCCGAGGAGUACGAGCUCAACGGCGACCCGCGUCCUGGCUCCCCCGCCGCCUCGCCGUCCCGCUGGGGCUGGAGGCACCAGCCCAUCAACGUGAACCACUAUGCCAACAAGAAGAGCGCGGCCGAGAGCAUGCUGGACAUCGCGCUGCUCAUGGCCAAUGCGUCACAGCUGAAGGCCGUGGUGGAGCAGGGCCCCAGCUUCGCCUUCUUCGUGCCCCUGGUGGUCCUCAUCUCGGUGUCGCUGGCGCUACAGAUUGGUGUAGGUGUGCUGCUCAUCUUCCUUGUCAAGUACGACCUGAAUAACCCAGCUAAGCACGCCAAGCUGGACUUCCUCAACAACUUGGCCACGGGCCUGGUGUUUGUCAUCGUGGUGGUCAACAUCUUCAUCACAGCCUUUGGAGUCCAGAAGCCGUUGCCAGAUACAGCGCCCCGGCAGUAGAAACCUGGAUUGUGCCUGCCCAGCAGUCCGCCCACCCAGCCCAGGUGGUCACUGAGCUCUUGAGGCGUCCAUUUAUGGUAUACAGCGCUCUGCAGGACCUCUCGUGCCCAGGGCCCAGCUGCUGCUCUGAUUGGACGGCGUGCAGGAAACCAUCAUGGUGUGUGGGGCCCAGCAGGAGGCCCAGAAGCUCAGAACUGGAAAGCUGCAGAGAUCUGUGUCCAGACAUGGGUCACGGCCCCCCUGGAGACACACAGCAGGUCCAUGGACAGGCCAGACCAAGGGCCCCGGCCAGCCACUAUCUCAGGACAUUCCUGAAAGAUGAGGAGCUCUCCCUGCUCCCACCUGUUCACCAGCAUCCCCCUCCUCCAGGGAAGUCUGCUGCCAUCUUCCCCUUAAGCCUCAGUGCCUGGGCUUGGCAGCCAUCAAGAGGGAGCCGGGCCCAACAUGUGCUUCCCUGGCAGUGCUGGGCAGAGCCUCUGCCCUCUACUCGGCAGCCGAGUAUCACCCUCCCCAUUUCUAAUCAGGAAUGAUGAAUAAAACCACCACUCCCUCCCUGCUGGCCUCCAUGUGCCCCAACCCUUGUGGGCAGCCACAGGCAUGGGAGCCUUCCCCAGAUGCACUUUGUUUCAGAGUGUUGCCUGGGGGAAAUGGGGGCAGGAGGGUGAGCUGGAGUUAUCUCAGAUGCCCAGAGACUCCCUUACACAUCUGAUAGUGCCUCAUCUGGGUUCCUGGCCAUCUUGCAAGUGCCUGUUUAGAGGUACCCCUUCCACCCAGCCACAGGGUCAGAACUAGGGAGACCUGCAGGGCACUGUAGGGCAAGGGCACAUGGGUUCCUCACUGAUCCAGCCCCAGCUGGCAGCUCAGUCCUGAUCCACAUAAUGGGGACCCUGUGGGCCUCACCACCCUGCCCUGGUACCCUGGUGCCUUGCUGUGCCAGUUAGAGCAAAAUAACUCCCCACACUCACCCCUGGCCACCUGCACCGCAGAUUCUCGCUCCUCCUUGGGCUCCUGUGGCACGAAGUGAAGCAGUUCCAGGACUUGGGAACCAGGGGCCUCCUUGCAGGAGCCUAGAGGGCAGUCUGGAGUCUGAGGACUCAGGGCCUUGGCCAUCUGUUUCUGGGUCCCCUCUGCACGGAGCAGCAGCGUGAAUGAAGAACUGGGGUGGGGAGGCAGCCAUGUUGGAAUGCCCAGGUUCUGCAGCCCCUGGCCUGGACAGGAGUCACAUGUGGAGCCUGCUGUGUCCAUUCCAUAUGAAAUUUCUGCUCUCAGCAAUCAUUCCCGGAUGUUGAGGUCCUGGUCCACAUCUUGGCUCGGCCCUGAGUCUGAUGCUCCCCCGACAGCAGGGUCUGGUGUAGGGACAUUGUCCAUGGGAAGGAGGUCAGCUGAAGGCCAGUCUGGGAGCCACCUUUCUGCAGCCCUCAUCCAGUGGAAGCCCAGCUCCUAGACCCAGCCUUUAAGUCUUCAUUCUCUCCUACAUGUUCCCUUUCCCAGACCCCAGCAGCCAACUUGUCCUCCCCACCACACCUUCCAGGCCAUCCCUGCAUCUCAGCUUGUGCUGGCCCUUGGGGGCCUUGGGUGGAGCUGGGGUCAGCCCUCUAGCCCGGCUUCCGACUUUGCCUCUGCAUCCUCUGCAGGUGCCCCCACUUGGUCCCCUCUAGGAGAUAACUCUCACAGGCUUUUACUCCUCCUCAAAGCCUUCUCCUAUUUUCCUACUCUCCCUCUGGCUGGCUGAGCUGUGGGCCCUGUUCACCUCCAAUUCUUUCAGGUGGUUAUGCAUAUCUUCACUACUGCCCUUAGUGUAUGUGGCUGAUCCAUCCUUCCUGGCUUUGCUUUGGACUAAAGGGAGAGGUGGGCCUUUGGCUCAGUGGUUUAAGAUGCUGCCUGGGACACUAUAUCCCAUAUUGGAGUGCCAGGGUUCAAGUGGUGGCUCCACUUCCAAUUCCAGCUUCCUGCUAAAUGCACGCCCUGGGAGGCAACCCAUGAUGACUCAAGUUGCCUUCUGGGAAGCCAGAUUGAAUCCUGGGUA